This is a messenger RNA of Episyrphus balteatus (marmalade hoverfly), 2543 nucleotides long. RefSeq names its product sodium-coupled monocarboxylate transporter 1 (gene kumpel). The coding region runs from base 400 to 2466 and encodes 688 amino acids. Gene Ontology annotation, biological process: transmembrane transport; sodium ion transport. The transcript is spliced from 11 exons. The record is from RefSeq and is a predicted model, not a curated record. Gene Ontology annotation, molecular function: symporter activity. Gene Ontology annotation, cellular component: membrane. NCBI's taxonomy places the organism in Eukaryota, Metazoa, Arthropoda, Insecta, Diptera, Syrphidae.
AGUUUGGUAUUGUAGUUGGUGAUAGCUACUUUAUUACACAAGUAGAAAUUUUAGUGAUAAACAAAAAAAGCCCAACCAAGUUUGCGAUCAUAUUUAAACAAAAUUAGUUUUUGAUAAACUGAAUAUUUAAACAUUUUGUACAAAAUGUAUAAAUUAAAUUUUUUUUUGAAAAAGUAACAACAACUCCUUUACAUCGAAAUUGACUGAUUUAAAAAAAAAGCUUGAUUUCCCUUCAUUUUUUUCAAAGACAUUGAUUAAAGAUCGUUUGAAAAAAGUUUAACUUUAAAUUGAACAGUUCGGUUAAAAUUUAUUUACGAUUUUCAACUGUAUUAUUUUAUUUAUCAGCUGUAAAACUUAAAAAAAAAAAACAAAAACCUGUGCUAAAUAACUGACUCCCCUAUGUCGCCAGCAUCUCACGUAGAUAGAACGACUGCGAUGAUUUCACUUGUUGCAACUGUGCAGUCCAUUUCGUCGACUUCAUUGUAUUCUACAACAAAAUCAUCAACAAUAUAUAAGUAUAAUAAUCCUUCCAUAACAAAGGCACCUUUAUCAUGGAAUUCGGAUACUCCUACAACAAAAUCAAAUAUUGUGUUCAGUUCAAGUCAAUUGGAGGCUACAAAAAACAUGGAUAUAUUAGAACCCACCUUCACUUCAACAGUUACAAGUGAGAAAGUUUUAAAUGUGGGUGAUUUGAGCUCAUCUUUGCAACAUUUCGGUUGGAUGGAUUAUUCUGUUUUUGUAAUGAUGUUGGUAGUUUGUGCGGCUAUUGGCUUUUAUUUUGGUUUUAUCGAAAAAAAGAGCAAGGGAAAAUGUAAAGAACAGCGAAGAGGGUCGGAGGCUUUGGAUUAUCUGGUUGGCGGGAGGAAAAUGAAGGUGUUUCCAGUUUCGUUAUCACUUAUUGCAAGUUUCGUCUCAGGAAUUUCUUUAUUAGGAACAUCAACCGAAAUUUAUGUCUAUGGAACACAAUAUGCCUUUAUAUUUAUUGCUAUUAGUAUUGCUGCAUUUAUUUCAUGGUACAUCUUCCUGCCAGUCUUUUGUAAUUUACAAUUGACUUCAACUUAUGAGUAUUUUGAAAUGCGUUUCGACAAACGAAUACGUCUCUUCGGCUCGACUCUCUUUGCUAUCGGAACCACAUUUUGGCUUCCAAUUGUUAUUUACGUUCCAGCACUCGCAUUCAAUCAAGUUACUGGUAUAAACAUUCAUAUAAUCACACCUAUAGUUUGUAUCGUUUGCAUAUUCUAUACCAUGGUUGGUGGAUUGAAAGCUGUCAUAUGGACAGAUGUUAUACAGACUUUUAUUAUGCUUGGAUCAAUUAUUUUGGUAAUCAUAAAGGGUACCAUCGAUGUUGGUGGUCUUGGUGUUGUUUGGAAGAGAAACUUCGAUAGUGGAAGAAUUGAAAUUCCUGAAUUGACAAUGGAUCCCACGGUCCGUUUUUCAAUGCUUUCGGUAUUUAUUGGGGGUUCUUUAUACUGGACGCAGGUUACAGCUGGUAAUCAGGUUAUCGUACAACGUUUUUUGUCAGUUUCAAGCUUGAAAGAGGUGAAGGAAGCAUUGAUAUACUUCAGCUUAGGAACUUUUCUAUUGUUGGGUUGCUGUGCCUACAACGGUCUUCUUAUCUUUGCAACAUACCAUGAUUGUGAUCCAUUAAGCACAAAGCUGGCGAAAGCUAAAGAUCAACUCGUCCCUCUUUUAGUAAUGGACAUACUUAAAUUUAUUCCUGGUCUUUCUGGUUUGUUCGUGUCGGGUGUUUUUAGUGCGGCAUUGAGUUCUCUAUCAACUGGCCUAAAUUCCUUAUCAGCUGUAUUUUUAGAAGACUUUGUAAAGCCUAACGUCAACCUACCUUUGACAGAACGACAAACUGCUCUCAUUAUGCGGCUUGUUGUCCUCAUAAUGGGUGUCUUAUGUGUAGGAUUGGUUUUUGUUGUGGAAAAGCUAGGAAUGGUUCUACAGCUGUCAAUGACUCUUAGUUCAAUAACAAAUGGACCUCUGUUUGGUCUUUUCAUUAUGGGACUUUGUUUACCGUACAUCAAUGGUAAGAGUGCGUUGACUGGUAGCAUUGUAGCUUUUAUGACUAUGACAUUAAUUUGUAUCAAAGGCCAAUUAGCUUCCAUCAAUGGAGAAUUAGUAUUCCCUACAAAACCUGUGAGCACUCAAGGCUGUACGUACUUCUUUGAACCCAUCCCAUUAGUGAAUGGUAGCUUGGAAGCACCAAGUAUAACGCCAACAUUACUGCAAUCCGUUUAUCAUAUGUCAUUUAUAUGGUAUGUGACAGCCGGAAUGGUUAUAACAGUGUUAUUUGGAAAUAUCGCCACGUUAUUCUUUGGAACCACUGAUCCCUCAAAUAUUGAUUUGAAUCUCUACUCACCUUUAAUAAGUAGAUUUCUGAAGCCAGAAAAAUAUGUUAGUGUAAACAGAGAUGACACCGUGAUACUAGCAUAUGCAGUGAACGAAAACCUUCCAAAAUGAUGUUUCUAGUUUUUUAUUUUGUUUUCUGCGAUUGAAUUAGCGAGAACAAUAAAUUUCAUAAGUAUUUUGUUUUUGCA